GUGUUUAACAAAACAUCAUUUGUUGCAAAGAAAACCAGAAACAAUGAUGAUCAGGUGAUGGUGAUAUAGUUUUCAGCCUCAUAAAGCAGAGUAGUUUACUAAACUUGUUCCUGACCAAAAGUGACUAUUUGUUAUUAAAAUGUUAUAUUCACCAAUCAAGAAUUUUAGAGAGCUGUAGUAUAAGCUGGGUUUUAUUGGUAAGUGCUGAUUAAGUUGACAUAGAAUGUCUUUCAGCCAUAAUGACAACUAAUUGUAAGGAUAGUCCUUGUAUAUCCUGGAUAAAAAUGAUUUGGUACGAUAUUGAGCUUUUAAGGGUAACAAACUACGUACCAGCUACAUUCUGAGCUGUAAAAUAUUGCAGUACCAAAAUGCAUGCAUACAUGCUUAAUUCUUAUCGUCUAUCAUUAGUCUGAAUGCAAGACUGGAAAGAUUAACAGGAACUUUACAUCACUCUGUUACUUAUAUUGCAAGAAGAAAAAAGACUUCAGUAACUCCACCCCCAUUUACAGUAUAUUUAUUCAGUGUUUUGCCACGAGAAAUCAAUGUCAUCUUCAUCAUGACCAUCAUCAUCUCUCUGCUCCUGCUGGCCUCUCUGCUGCCACACCUGACCUUCACUGCUCAUGUGAGUGUGCGUGUAGUGAACGGCAGGGAAGACAUACCCCACUCCAGACCUUACAUGGUUUCUGUUCAGAAGAACAGGAAUCAUAUCUGUGGUGGAUUCCUCAUUUCUGAUCAGUUUGUCUUGACUGCCGCACAUUGCUGGAAUGGAAAAGAGGUUCUGACGGUUGUGGUUGGUGCUCAUGACUUAAGCGAGAGUUCAGAUCAUAUCGAUGUGCUGUCCUACGAACCGCAUCCAGACUAUAUAUUCAAUCCUUAUCGGAAUGACAUCAUGCUUUUGAAGCUACAGGAAAAAGUCGAACUAAACAACAAUGUUAAAUGGAUAUCCUUACCAAAGAAAGGAGAAGACGUGGGAACAGAUACUGUCUGUAGUGUUGCCGGCUGGGGAGGAGAGAUGAUUAAUAGCCUACCGACUAAUCGUCUAAUGGAGGCAAAUGUGUCUAUAAUGAACAACAGAGAAUGUAGCAAUAAAUGGGGAAGGUACUACUACAAAGAAUCACAGAUGAUGUGCACAUAUGGCCAUGGUGGAUCCUGCCAUUAUGAUUCAGGAGGUCCUUUGGUUUGUGGAAACACUGCAGUUGGUGUCACAUCAUUUGCAUAUGUCAAGCUCUGCAAUUCACCUGACUAUCCUAAUGUGUAUACUAAGAUUUCACCAUAUCUUGAAUGGAUCGACAACAAAAUUAGAAAUGUGAAUUGAGUUAAAUUCUUACGUAUGUAACUUUCAAUAAAGUAUCACAUGGCAAGCAUCAUUUAUUCAAAGAGUC
Messenger RNA from Megalobrama amblycephala (Wuchang bream), 1382 nucleotides. RefSeq names its product mast cell protease 1A-like. The record is from RefSeq and is a predicted model, not a curated record. Gene Ontology annotation, biological process: proteolysis. Lineage: Eukaryota; Metazoa; Chordata; Actinopteri; Cypriniformes; Xenocyprididae. Gene Ontology annotation, molecular function: serine-type endopeptidase activity. The transcript is spliced from 5 exons. Bases 557 to 1315 code for a protein of 252 amino acids.